UGGGGGCGGUAAUGCACCAAGUACCUGGUUUGUCACCCACCAAUUAAAUCAGAAGAAGGCUAACAAGCGUCGUAAAUAUAACUUUUUUUUUAUGAUUUAGAAGAAGCGUAUGCUCGUUGAUGGCUUCAGUACGAUAAAGAUGUUUUCCCACGUAAAGCUGUGAGAAAAGAACACAGAGGAGACUGGUCGUGUCCAACUGGUCCACCGUUGGAACUUUACAGCCAUGCCUGAAGUGCGAGAUCUUUCUGAUGCUUUGCCAGAAAUGCCCAUGGACCCCAUAACUGGAGUCGGAGUAGUAGCAUCCAGGAACAGAGCACCAACUGGAUAUGAUGUGGUCUCCACAACAACAGAUGGCCUGGAUGCCGACCUGUGGAAAGAUGGACUUUUCAAAUCCAAGGUGACACGAUACCUCUGCUUCACCAGGGUCUUCUCAAAAGAAAACAGUCAUUUAGGAAAUGUUCUUGUGGACAUGAAGCUGAUUGACAUCAAGGACACUCUUCCAGUGGGAUUCAUCCCAAUCCAGGAGACUGUUGACACCCAGGAGCAGGCCUUCAGGAAAAGGAGACUGUGUAUCAAAUUUAUUCCACGGGAUUCCACAGAGGCAGCUAUUUGUGACAUUCGCAUCAUGGGGCGGUCUAAGCAGGCACCUCCACAGUACACCUUUAUAGGAGAACUCAACAACAUGGGAAUAUGGUAUCGCAUGGGAAAUGUACCAAGAACCCAGGACUCGACACACACACCAACCACAAACAAUGUCCAGAGUGUUAAUUCUACGACCGGUUCUGGACCAACCCCAGCAGCUCCUAUGCUCAAGCAUAUUUCCAUGACCCUUCCUGCCAGUUUCAGAGGCAAGAACACUACCAGACCGGACUGCGAACACCAGAACUCCAGCCUGUAUGCUAUCUCAGCCAUGGACGGUGUGCCUUUCAUGAUCUCUGAGAAGUUUGCCUGUGCCGCAUCAGAUCUGCAGCAAGUGGAUCUGAUGGGAAUCACAAUCAAGUCACUGGCUGAAAUAGAGAAAGAGUAUGAUUACAGCUUCCGUAUAGAGCACAGCGCUGCGGCUCGGCUUCCACCCAGUCCCACACGGACCUCUCUCAGCUCCGAGGCCUGAGUACCUGCUCCCAACCAGCCUGACAGCACUCUUUCCUCAAGGACAUGCCAAUGGGAGAGAACUGUACACAACUACUGAGGACUUACAAACGGUGACACAGUGAGACAUGACAAAUAUCAUCUUCCUCAUAUCUGCUUUCCUCCUUUUUGGAAGAAAAAAAAACUGUUUUGAAAAGGGAAAUGAGCCUUGUAAAAAAAAGG
Thalassophryne amazonica is the source of this 1311-nucleotide messenger RNA. RefSeq names its product multivesicular body subunit 12Ba (gene mvb12ba). The transcript is spliced from 10 exons. The record is from RefSeq and is a predicted model, not a curated record. Gene Ontology annotation, cellular component: ESCRT I complex; late endosome. Gene Ontology annotation, biological process: viral budding; virus maturation; regulation of epidermal growth factor receptor signaling pathway. Bases 224 to 1111 code for a protein of 295 amino acids. NCBI's taxonomy places the organism in Eukaryota, Metazoa, Chordata, Actinopteri, Batrachoidiformes, Batrachoididae.